This is a messenger RNA of Penicillium diatomitis, 1725 nucleotides long. RefSeq lists its product as uncharacterized. The transcript has 2 exons. NCBI's taxonomy places the organism in Eukaryota, Fungi, Ascomycota, Eurotiomycetes, Eurotiales, Aspergillaceae. Bases 1 to 1725 code for a protein of 574 amino acids. The record is from RefSeq and is a predicted model, not a curated record.
AUGUGCGCUGCUGCGGUGCCUGACCGCUCCUCGCUGCCUGGAGACGAGUCGCGAGCGUUGAUCUUGUACUCGACCGUGAGCAGUCAUCCUGAUGCUCUUCCACAGCAUACCUCCAGUGUGCAGUCGGAUGCAUCGUUCGAGCGGCCCAGUACAAGCACCAGCGCCCAACCUAACAUGGCUUCUGCGGCCAGCCAGUGGGGAACUCUGAUCAAUCCGGAUAAGAGUCCAGCCUCGAUGCUGGAGCAGUUAUGUCUCGGGAUCGCACAGAUCAUGCACUCGUUCGACUCCAACCCGACAACCGACCUCACGCCAGACCGCCUCGCUGCCUUUUAUAGAAAGGUGGGGGGCAACUACGAUCCACUCUUUCUCGAAACAAAACCUCAGGCCUUGUCAUUUAUCUAUCAGUCUCUCGGCUGUUUUCAUAGUCUGCAACCGGCGUCCAGUCCAUAUGAGCCUCCAGCUAUCCCUUCGCUCUGCCCCAAUGGCUUUGUACGAUGGCAGACGAUCCAGCUUCUUAUGGACCCAGAUGAGCACUGGCGUUUCUUGAACAACGCCGUCGAGUCAUGGAACAUCGCAGACGCGAAAGGGGAGUUUUUCCCCAAGACCAUUCCCCGAGAUGCGUUUCCAUCCGAACCUGAUCCGGAGAUGCUGCAGUGGCAUGAAGGGGUUGCCAAACGACUCGAGCAUGAUUACAUCAAGAGAAACGUCCACCGAGCAUCGCCCCCUAACUUUGGCCCUUUUCACUAUCACUUCAGUGGGAAAGAUCCCUUGCCAGAGGAGGAAGACUACUUCUCUCAUCCGCCACAGCGGACAAGCUCGCGCCGACACAAGUCCUCAGCUCACUAUGAUUCCGAUCGUCCGACUAGUCGACGGAAAAGCCACCGACACAAGGACUCUUCCGACAGUCAUGACGAAUCAGGCCACAGAUCGGAUCCAAGGUCGCGUGUGAGGCCCGAUGGUGGCCGUUCGGGGGUGUCCUCACCUCGAACCCGGUCCCCGGGCAUGUCGCCAUACGUGGACCGCCCGCCGCGGCCUCGCGGUCGCGACUAUUCUGCCUGGCACACCAGUCCUCUAAGCGGCGAGAGAGAGGAUGCGGCAUCGCGUCCGAAUCCAUACUCUCACAGCCAUGGUCACUCUCAUUCCUAUUCGUACCCGCCGGAUGUGGACCCUUCAGAACCCUCUCCUCGCAAGCCGGUCCCCGAUUCCUUAUCAAGACAUCGCUCCCAUCGUCAUCGCAACUUAUCUCCCCCUGUUGAUUCACGUGGACGUCGUCAUUCGCACGAUGCAUAUACACGAAAACCAUAUCGAGAUCUCUCGCCUUCCGCUCCGGGGCGCGCUUACGCUAGCCAGGACCUUUACCCCCGAGAUCCAGUCAAUCUCGACACGAAGGGCGAUCGUACUCCCGGCCCCCAACGUCGGCCGACAUUCGUUUCCGUGAGCCCAUGUAUGACGGGCCGAUACCUACCCCGGCCCCUGAGCCUCCUCAAUACACUUCCAUGCCCCCACCGCGGUCCGUGCCUCGCCAACGAUUUAACCUUGAGCCAGAAGAAGGCCGCCGAGGCAGCUACAGCGGCGGAAGUACCGGUGGGAGUCACCCAGGCAGUGGUGGAAGUGGCUCCGAACGACCUCGAUCCUUCAGCGGACCUGGAGUUCCUCUCCGGUCAUCUCGUCGAUCAAGCCCCGUUCGGAGCGCAGCAGCCAAGCGAUAUAUGCCCAGUGGCGUGA